CACCUUCAAAUUCUUAUAGGUACUUAAAAUUAUGUAGUUAUGCUGCAACAAUAUUUCUUUCCAAUGCUCAUACUUGUAAUGAAAUCCGCGUACAACGUGGGCAGGGUAGCAGAUUCGGAGUUACCUCCAUGGACGUGGGAGUGCGAAAGUGAAAAAUGCAUUCCUACGCGAUCAUCAAGGACUGAUAAAAUGCAAUCGUUGGCUACAUGUAACAUGCUAUGUGGAAAUAAUCAGUUAUGGCCACAUCCAACAGGACACGUUUCAAUAUCUGCAACAGGGAUCCCAGUUCGCGCCGAAUUAGUUCAACUACGCGUUAUAAAAUCUCCAUCACGAUUAGUCUACGACCACAUCAAAGAGGCCUUCAGUUUAUUCCGAGAAAACUUUAUAAACUUGGAAAAAAAUGCACACGGUUUCGCGGAAUGGCGUGCUGUUAGUUUGCAAAUUUCAGUGAAUGGCAGUAUGGACCCUCGGCUGAGAGUUGAUACAGACGAAAGCUACGAAUUAGCAAUAGAACCGAGAUAUGGACCUAAUGGUCCCUUAGAGAUUAGGAUCAUUGCAAAGUCUUUCUGCGGUGCUCGACAUGGCUUAGAAACAUUAUCACAAUUGAUAUGGUUGGACCCUUAUUUUUCUUCCCUAUUCAUUGUUGAAUCUGCGACUAUAGUUGACGAACCUCGUUUUAAGUAUCGUGGAAUAAUGCUAGAUACUGCAAGAAAUUUUUUCCCUCUAAAUGACAUAUUGAGAACGAUGGACGCAAUGGCAGCUUCGAAGCUAAAUACAUUUCAUUGGCGCGUGAGUGACUCGCAAUCUUUUUCUUUGAAGUUAAAGAGUGUUCCUCAGUUGGCAUUUUUUGGAGCGUAUGGCCCGGGUGCGUCGUAUUCUCUUGAUGAUGUAGAUAUUAUAGUUCAAUACGCUCGACUGAGAGGGAUUCGUGUGAUCAUAGAAGUGGAUACUCCAGCCCACGUUGGCAACGCAUGGAAAUGGUAUAUACCCAAAAACAUGGGCGAUAAUAUAAUCCUGUGUCUUAAUGAGGACCUGUGGGAUCAAUAUUGCAAUGCACCACAAUGUGGCCAGUUAAAUCCACGGAAUUCUCAUGUUUAUGAUUAUCUGCAAGAAAUCUAUGCAGAAAUUAUUGCUCUUACAGGUGUCGAUGAUGUGUUCCAUAUAGGAGGUGAUGACAUUUCUGAGCGUUGUUGGACGAAGCACUUUAAAAACACCGACCCCGCAGUACUGUGGCUUGAAUUCACUAAAAACGUGCUAAGUCGGUUAGAAAUUGCAAAUGGCAAAUUACCAAAUACUACGAUAAUAUGGUCGUCUACCUUAAGCGACGACAUUAAAACGAUUCUAAAAGACUAUGAGGAGUCUCUAGCUUUACAGAUACGUUCUUCACACUGGAUUAAUAAAUAUGUUAGAGGUAUGAGAACGAUAAUAUCUCAUGAAGAACCGUGGAAUUUUAACAGUGGAAUGGAGGAGUGGGAUGAUGAAACAAGAAAUGAGCCAUAUAAUUCUUGGCAACAGGUAUAUGAACAUAGACCUUGGGCUCAUGGUGUUGAUGUGCCACCUGUUAUAGGCGGUGAGGCCAUUGUUUGGUCUACUAUGUUGAGUUCUGGAGGGUUGGAUUCUCGUAUAUGGCCUCGAGCAUCAGCGCUAGCAGAACGGUUAUGGUCAGAUAUUCCACAUGGUGCUACGCGAGUUGUUUACAUACGACUUGAUAUUCACCGAUCUCGAUUGCUCGCUAGAGGAAUACACGCAGCUCCCUUAUGGUCUAUGUGGUGCAGUCAGAAUCCCUAUACCUGCGGUUAAAUAAGAUUUAACACAAUGUUAAAUAACAAGGUACCGCUCUAGCACCGUGGCGAUAGCGAUAACACAAAUCGACAAUGUCACAAUAUGAAAAUCAUUGGGAAGCAGUAGUGACCUAAUUCAUAACUCCGCGACGCUUCCACUUAAGUUGUGCUUCGAAACUAUAGUUUCGAGUGAAAGUGUUACUUUUUUUAUGUUUUUACAUUUACAUUUAUUGUACGCACUAAAUUAGGAUGUAUUGUACGUUAUUUGACAUAAUAUGACUUUACUUUCGUUAGUGAUUAUUGUAUUUUUGUUUUUAAUUAUUACGUGAACAUCCGUAACUUACAACGUAUCCUGAUAUAGUUUUCGAACGUCAGUAUGUUCGGCGUUCUCCAGGUACAGUCGGCUACAUAACUGGUAAAACUGUUUUGUAUGCAUAUUAUCUCUCACCUCUUUUAUUGGUCUCCUUAGGGU
This is a messenger RNA of Hyposmocoma kahamanoa, 2253 nucleotides long. Its product is annotated as probable beta-hexosaminidase fdl. NCBI's taxonomy places the organism in Eukaryota, Metazoa, Arthropoda, Insecta, Lepidoptera, Cosmopterigidae. The transcript has 2 exons. The record is from RefSeq and is a predicted model, not a curated record. Gene Ontology annotation, biological process: carbohydrate metabolic process; ganglioside catabolic process; glycosaminoglycan metabolic process. Gene Ontology annotation, molecular function: beta-N-acetylhexosaminidase activity. Gene Ontology annotation, cellular component: membrane. The coding region runs from base 40 to 1800 and encodes 586 amino acids.